AUGUCAAAUGAAACAGCGUCUAUGAGAGAAAUACAACACAACCGACAACUCAUUAUGCAAGCUCUAAAUAAGAACACAACAAACUUUUCAAACUAUUCUAAGAUAUCUGAGUCAUUGAAAGGGGGUGACUUAAAACUGACAAUAAACCCAAUGACAGAUGAGUUUCUAUUUCAAGACAAUAAGAACAAUACUGUCUGUAUAAAUCCAACAAAAGGAACUUUAAACGAGAAACCUAUAAAUGAACUUCUUUUGAAAGCAGAUGUUGACAACAAAGCUGACAAAGAAUAUGUAGACGAUGCAAUAGCAAAAGAAGAAGAAAGAGCUAACAAUGCUUAUGCAACAAAAGAACAUACUCAUCCUGAACUAGCAGACAAAACAUAUGUUGACAAUAAAAUGUCAAGUGAAGUGACAAGAGCUGAAAACGAAUAUUCUAAAAAGACUCAUAUACAUUAUAUUAACCAAAUAUCAAGUCUUAAGGAAACAUUAGAGACAAAAGCAGAUAAGACUCAUACACAUUCUAUAUCUGAUAUUACAAACUUACAAGAAACCUUAAACAGGAAAAGUGCCGUUGGACAUACACAUACAUCUUCUGAAAUAACAGACUUAAACGUUAGCCUUGAAAAUAAAGCAGAUAAAACAUAUGUCAAUGAAAUAUACCAAAGUUUGAUAGGAACAAAAAAUAUUGAAACUAUUGUUGGUGACUUUUCUGUCAAUGAAGAAAAUAAAUAUUUUAGAUGGCAGUUGGUACAGUCCUUAAAAAUGGUACACGGAAUAAACUCAUUCCGAAAAAUAACAAUGAAAUGUAUGUAA
Molecule: messenger RNA, 810 nt
Organism: Trichomonas vaginalis G3
Lineage: Eukaryota; Parabasalia; Trichomonadida; Trichomonadidae
Product: phage tail repeat-like family
Exons: 1
Coding region: 1-810 (269 amino acids)
Source: RefSeq, a predicted model, not a curated record